Molecule: messenger RNA, 205 nt
Organism: Trypanosoma cruzi
Lineage: Eukaryota; Euglenozoa; Kinetoplastea; Trypanosomatida; Trypanosomatidae
Product: aminopeptidase P, putative
Exons: 1
Source: RefSeq, a predicted model, not a curated record
CCAGAACCCGGAGUUCAAGCCCCACCUCAAUGAGGCCAAGCUGCGCUCUUUGUGGAACUUUGGCGGAGUGCGCAUUGAAAGCGACGUUCUCAUCACGGAGACGGGUGCAAUCAACAUGACACUCGUCCCCCGCACCGUCGAGGAGGUUGAAAAGACAAUGGCUGGUGCCCCGUUCUCGCGGGAGCCUGAAGUAUUCAACCACUGA